Salvia miltiorrhiza (redroot sage) is the source of this 1860-nucleotide messenger RNA. RefSeq names its product magnesium transporter MRS2-I. The transcript is spliced from 11 exons. NCBI's taxonomy places the organism in Eukaryota, Viridiplantae, Streptophyta, Magnoliopsida, Lamiales, Lamiaceae. Gene Ontology annotation, molecular function: magnesium ion transmembrane transporter activity. Gene Ontology annotation, biological process: transmembrane transport; magnesium ion transport. The coding region runs from base 365 to 1552 and encodes 395 amino acids. The record is from RefSeq and is a predicted model, not a curated record. Gene Ontology annotation, cellular component: membrane.
GGGCGCAUUAUGCUUGUAUACAAAUAGCAGAAGUCAAAUUUCCCUAUAAUACAACUCUAAAACAAAUCCCAAUAAAUACAUGAUUAAGAGAGUGAUUGACCUAAUUAGAAGAAUAAGAAUAAGUUAGUGAAAGGAUUUAUAUAUAGAUUUAUUUGUUUUAUCUUUGUUUGAUAAAGCAGGAGAAAUCUCGCCCCCUUUCUCCUUCUCCAAACACACGCACUAUUCUAAAAAACACACACACACGCAGACUAUACUACACAGUAGUACAUAAUCCACACGCUCAAAUUCAUGCACGCCAAUUAAAUCACGCAAUUGCGUCAAAUUCCCGCAGAAAUUCUUCUUGGUAUUGUGAUGUAAUUUUGCGAUGACGGGUCGAGAAGGAGGGUACGUUGUACCGGCGGAUCCUCUGAAUGCCGUCGGCGGGUUGAAGAAGAAGGGCGGCGGGUCGCGCAGCUGGAUCCUCUUGGAUUCCUCGGGUCAGGAAAUCGUUCUGGAUGUCGACAAAUACGCGAUCAUGCAUCGCGUGCAGAUACACGCUCGUGACCUUCGCAUUCUCGACCCACUCUUGUCGUACCCAUCCACCAUCCUCGGCCGCGAGAGAGCCAUUGUUCUCAAUUUGGAACAUAUCAAGGCUAUAAUCACAUCUGAAGAGGUUUUACUUCGUGAUCCAUUGGAUGAUAAUGUAGUUCCUAUAGUGGAGGACCUCCGAAGGCGAUUGAAACCACUAAAUGAUAAUCGAGAAGUUAAUGGUGAUGGCAAGGAGUUGCCUGCGCAGCAUGAUGUUGAGACUGGUGAAGAAGACGAUUCUCCAUUUGAAUUUCGGGCCCUUGAGGUGGCAUUGGAAGCUAUUUGUAGUUUUCUUUCUGCUCGCACAAUCGAAUUGGAGAGUGCAGUUUACCCAGCUUUGGAUAUGCUUACGUCAAAGAUUAGUAGCCGUAAUUUAGACCGUGUACGGAAGUUAAAGAGUCAAAUGACAAGGUUGACUGCUCGUGUGCAAAAGGUGCGAGACGAGCUGGAACAGCUUUUGGAUGACGACGAUGAUAUGGCGGACCUUUACUUAUCCAGGAAGUUGGCUGGUGCAUCACCUGUGAGUGGCUCGGGUGUGGCUAGUUGGUUCUUAGCAUCUCCUACCAUAGGCUCCAAGAUAUCCAAGGCCAGUAGGGCAAGUAUAGCAACCAUGCGUGGGGAUGAAAAUGACGUUGAGGAACUUGAAAUGCUUCUCGAGGCCUACUUCAUGCAAAUUGAUGGCACAUUAAACAAAUUGACUACGCUGCGUGAAUACAUUGACAACACCGAAGAUUAUAUCAAUAUCCAGCUUGAUAAUCAUCGAAACCAGCUCAUUCAGUUGGAGCUGUUUCUGAGUGCUGGAACCGUAUGUUUAUCUAUUUACUCGUUGGUAGCUGGAAUUUUCGGUAUGAACAUUCCAUACACUUGGAAUGACCAUCACGGAUACAUGUUUAAAUGGGUGGUCAUCUGCACGGGGAUCUUUUGCGCGGUUCUUUUUGUGCUUAUAAUGUCUUAUGCGCGCUACAAAGGGCUCGUCGGAUCUUGAGGCAGACGAGUGCAACCGGGGUCGAGUAAUCCAAAUUUGGAGCGGCCAAGGUUUUUAUUUCUGGAUAUAGUUAGAUGACAUUUUCCGUCAAAUCUUUUGAUGAGAUAAGAGGUAAAAAGGAAAUCUCAUCAAAUACCCUAGAUUGUGUUGCGUCGUAACGCAAUUUAUUUAAGUUGGGAAUUUGUUGGGCUUACUACUUUUACCUGCUUGGGAAUUUUAGAUUGUUACUACAUUACUUAUUGACUACAUAUUAGUUUUUUUCUUUUUUUUACGACAGUGCAAUAUAACAAACCCUUGCUUCUGUUCAA